Messenger RNA from Momordica charantia (bitter melon), 1182 nucleotides. Its product is annotated as VQ motif-containing protein. Gene Ontology annotation, cellular component: nucleus. The record is from RefSeq and is a predicted model, not a curated record. Lineage: Eukaryota; Viridiplantae; Streptophyta; Magnoliopsida; Cucurbitales; Cucurbitaceae.
UUGGUUCAUUGAAAUAAGAAAUGAAUCAAAUCGAUUUGGGGAUUUGAGAAACCCUAAAUCCAAAAUAUUGGAGCUCGAAUUAUGAGCCCUCAACAGCUCCAUGGGAAGAGGGAUAAUGGCAGUACCACCGCCAAUAAUGGCAACGGCAAUGGCAAUGGAUUGUGUCCGCCUCCGUUGAAGAUCAAUAAGGAUUCUCAUUUCAUCAGAAAAUCCUCGUCGUCUUCCUCUUCUCCUUCCUCGUCUUCCUCUUCCACCUCGUCGCUCGUCAAUGGCGUCGUAGGCGCCGGCUGCGCCAAGCCGCCGCAGCGGCAUCCGGUGAUUAUAUACACGCAUUCUCCCAAAAUCAUCCACACGCAUCCUCGAGACUUCAUGGCGUUGGUUCAGAAGCUCACCGGAUUGUCUCGCUCCGAUGACGAAGCGGGAGCUAAUUCUCCGAACGCGACGAAAUGUGGCGAGGAGAAUAAAAUCAUUAGCUCCAAAGUCGUGGUGACGAGUGACGAUAAUGAGUCGUCGUCCGUUGUGACGACGGAUGAAAAUUGCUGCGGCAGCGGCGUGGUGGAAGGUCAGGUUAAUUCGUGUUUCGCUCCGCCGAUGUUCGAGCCACCGCCGCCGCCACCGCCACCGCAAGUAGCGAGUUCUUACCUAACGAACAUCCCUGUUUACAGGCCGAAUUCGACGGACUUUUUGUGCUCUAAUCAUCAACCGUUUUUUAACUACAACGAUUCUUCUUUGCUUUUUGGUGCUCCAAAUAUCCAUUCUCUUUCGUCCGCUAAUUCAACAUUGAAUGGAAUUAAUGAUUUCUGCGACUAUAGCGAAUAUUAGGUUUUUUUCUUCUUUUUCCUUUUUGUUGGGGAGGGAUUAUUUGACCCCAUUUGAUUUUGAAGCAAAUAAAACAAUAAAACUCGUUCCGUUCCCGAGACAAAUCUCUACUGGGGAACUAAUUUUUGCAAUUUCGGUAGGAAAACGAGUUCCUUGAGUCAGUCACCUUAAAGAACUUCGAUCAAUUUUAUAGAACAUAUAGAAUAUAUAGUAACGGUAUGAUCUCCAACUUUUUUAUCUUUCUAUUUAACUUUUUCUAUUUCUUCAACUUGUAUUGGAGUAUGUUUCAGAAGAGAUGAAGUUUUGCAAUAAAAUGAAAGGAGCUGGUGCAAUGGAAGUUGAGGUUCAUCCAAUUCAACAUCU